This is a messenger RNA of Peniophora sp. CBMAI 1063, 1011 nucleotides long. Lineage: Eukaryota; Fungi; Basidiomycota; Agaricomycetes; Russulales; Peniophoraceae. The record is from the annotation of a GenBank genome assembly.
AUGUCUAGCAAGACCACUAUUUUUUACACCGGUGCGACUGGCUACUUGGGCGGGGCGAUGCUACAGCUGCUCCUUGGGGACCCGAACGUGACCAUCACCGCACUGGUGCGCAACAAGGACAAGGCAGACAAGCUCGAGAAGUUCGGCGUGAAGGUCAUCGUGGGCUCUCUUGACGAUCUUGCGCUCCUCGAAGCUGAGGGCGCUAAGGCGGACGUCGUCAUACAAUCUGCUGCUUACGAUGCUAUUGAAGCUGUCAAGGCGCUCCUGAAGGGCGCGAAGACGCGUUUCGAUAAGACGGGCAAGCAGCCUGUCUUCAUCCACACUUCCGGAACGGGGGCUUUUGCCAAAUUAGAGGCGAUGGGUCAGUACAGCUCUGAGCGCGUGCUCUCGGAUGCGGACUCGGAUCUCUUCAACUCGAAGGCCGCAUUGCCGCAUAACGUCGUCAACGACGCUCUCAUCGCGGCAGAUGGUGAAGGAUAUGUCCGCUCUUACAUCAUAUAUCCCUCGACCAUCUAUGGGGUCCUCAAGGGUCCCCUUAUCGACGCCGGCAUCUCGCACGCGUACAGCGUUCAGAUCACGAUGGCAGUCAAGCUCAGCAUCCAACGCGGACAGGGAGGCAUGGUUGGGAAGGGUCUGAACAAGUGGCCCGCGGCGCACAUCGACGACACGGCGGCGCUCUAUAAGCUCGUCUUCGACCGCGCCCUUGCCGAUACGGCUCCUCAUGGAGCGCAGGGCACCUAUGCAGUUGAGAACGGGGAGUACACGCUCAUCGACGCCGCUAAGCGUUACACGGCUGUGCUCCAUUCUGUUGGCAAGAGCGCGAAUGCCGAGCCAGAGGCUUUCAGCGCCCAGGAACAUGAGAAUAUACCAUACCUAUUCUUCUUGGGUACGGACAUUCGCAUCAAGGCCGACCGCGCUCGCCAGCUCGGCUGGAAGCCGGCACACGGUAUCCAAGAGUUCUACGAGAGCGUGCAGGAGGAUACCGUGGCCGUCCUCGCUGGGAAGGACUAG